Hymenoscyphus albidus is the source of this 4574-nucleotide messenger RNA. The record is from the annotation of a GenBank genome assembly. NCBI's taxonomy places the organism in Eukaryota, Fungi, Ascomycota, Leotiomycetes, Helotiales, Helotiaceae.
AUUACCUCCACUGUAAGACGACAAUUAGGUUGUAACUAAUACUACACAAAUGCUUGAAACACAGAUCAUCUCGAUUCCAAGUCGGAAACAGAAGUCCCCUGGUACCUGUGUAGGUAUAGAUAGGAUAUUCAUGAACCACACAAUAGUGAAUGAUCGCAUAGUGGUACGUCCUACCUACUACGUCAUCGACGGUUUUGACGAGAGCUAGCAGGAGCUACCCCCGCCACCUGCAUCAUGAUUAGUGCAUAGCUGUCGCCAAUGGUACCACGAAUAUGGAACACAUAACAAACAAGGAACGUCAAAGUAAGGUGUAAGGUAGAGCUGCUCGCUUCGAUCAUAUCAAUUCUACUAAGUGAUUUUUUCUCCCUGUUCUUCCUCUCAAGUUUCAUCCUCGUCGUCUUUCAUCCUUCUACUGCUGCUGCUACUGCUCUACCAUUGAGUCCCCUCCGUUAUCCUUGACGUAUCUAGCGCUUCCGGUGACAGCGCCAGUGAAAGUGUCACUCCUGAGGGGCAUCGCUAGAGCUAACUGAUGUCGGAAUAAACCUUCGAAGAAGCUCUAGACGCAGCUUACUGUCCCAAAUUCUUGAACCUAGCAUUCUACUACCCUGGUACCCAAACCAUGUCUGCUCAGAAUAAGACCGCUCCUGGUGGUCAUUAUUCCGGCAAAAAUCCAAUUCCGAAUAUCCAAAAAUUCGUCGAGAGUCUGGACAAGGACAAGAAAGAGCGAGAUACAACGAUCAAUGAACAAGCCAAGUCCAAACCCGUUCCAUCCAGCGAGAUUCGAGACCAUAAAAAUGGCCAACCAACUGGAGUGGAAGGCUCACGAAAGACCGUUACUGACCCAACCACUGGUCGAGAAGUCCAAAUUGAAGACGUCAAUGCCGAUUUCAUGAAGGCAGUAGAGAAUCCCCAGGUAAGGUCUACCAAGUUCUCAUACUAACAGGAGUAACCACUAACAUGCUAUUACUCAGCUUUCCGUGCCAAAUGCCAAUGUAGGCAAAGAGACACCAGUCAAAACAACGUCCGAUCAGUCAGGUGCUGAAUAUAGCCGCAAUCAAGAUAUCACCGCUCCACCAGACCCCGUUGAACCAAACAGCACAAGUGACGUGCCCAUCCAUGGCGAAAAGACGAACAUCCUCUUCCACCCCACACCCUCCGUAAGCUAUGAGCCUAUGUACGAGUCUCUAGAGAAGAGUACAUAUGUAUUAUGUGGUGGGGUCUUGAUAUCAAUUGUUGUGAUCGGGAGAAUGUUUGGAGGUGCACUACAUGGAUUAAUACCUCUAGGGAUGUGUAUUUCCUCGGGAAUUUACCUGUGGAUGAAAGAGCUAGUACGAAAGGGACGAGAUGUUGAAUGGUCCAGCGAGAAAGAGCGUGGCCAAACUGUGAGAACUUCGAGUCUGAGUAUAUGACAGUGUUGAAAUGUUGCUAAUUUUUGAAGGCUACUGCAAAUUUGAUUCCAGAAUCGGUCGAAUGGAUGAACACACUUCUAGGGGUCAUGUGGGGACUCAUCGACCCAGACAUGUUUGCUUCGGUCGCAGAUACACUUGAGGACGUCAUGCAAGCUUCAGUUCCAGGAGUCAUUGAGAAUGUUCGUGUUGCCGAAAUCAACCAAGGCAAUAAUCCUAUCCGAAUACUUAGCUUGCGUGCACUCCCAGACGGCCAUGUCAAAGAAAUGAAAGACGAUAUUCACAAACAAAAUGAGAAGACGAAGGAUCCCCAAGAACUGGCGGCAGACGAGGAGGGUGGGGACUACUACAACCUUGAAUGUUCAUUCGCCUAUCAUGCUCAACCAUCAGGUGGUGGUGCUUCGGCUAAAGCGAAGAAUAUGCAUAUGCAGCUUGUCUUCUACUUGGGUGUAAAGGGGCUUUUUGGUGUUCCUCUACCAAUCUUCGUCGAGUGAGUACCCCUUAAUCGCUCUCUUGGUGGACACCAGCAGUGGCAGAAAUUCCCUUAAUCAUAUUCUACCCGCCCAGGGAAAUUCUAGUGAUUAUUUCAAACAUUUCAUCGGGACACAUUAACCUAAGAUACGGGUUGCUAACCGAAAUAUCUUAGGCUUCAAGGACUCGUCGGAACCGUGCGAAUUCGUCUACAAAUGUCACCAGAGCCGCCUUUUUUGAAAGCUCUUACCUUUACUCUGAUGGGUCUACCGAAAGUUCAAGCCGGUUGUAUUCCGAUGCUCGAGACUGGAAUCAAUAUUCUCAACCUCCCUCUCAUCUCCAACUUUGUGAAUUAUGCGAUAGGAGCGGCUGCAAAUGAGUAUGUUGCACCGAAGUCCAUGACCCUUGAUAUGGGUAAAUUGCUGCAAGGUGACGAUGUACAAAAGGACGUUGAAGCUCUUGGUGUCCUCUGGAUCCGAAUUCACAAAGCUACAGGCCUCAGUAAACAAGACGCUCGUGGAAGCGAGGGAGGUGGAAGUGAUCCAUACAUUACAGUCAGUUUCUCGAAAUACGGGAAGCCAAUGUACUGUACUAGGGUUAUUCAAGACGAUCUCAAUCCUGUGUGGGAAGAAACUUGUGCACUCUUGGUCACCCCUGAUUUGAUCAAAGCUGAUGAGCAGCUUUCGAUGGAAUUGUGGGACUCUGAUCGUUCGACCUCAGAUGACGUUGUUGGAAAGGUAGAACUGUCUAUGCAAAAGAUGAUUCAACAUCCAGGCAAGAUGUAUCCUCAACUCUCGAAGCUUCGAGGCAUGGAUGCAGAUAGUUCCAUGCCAGGUGAGCUCCAUUGGGAAGUUGGAUUCUUUGGAAAGCCACAGUUCAGACCAGCUCUCAGAACACACGGUAAAGAUGUCAAUCUACCAGAUCAGCUUAAGGAUAAACCAGAACUCCAGGACGACAAAGGAACACUUGAUAAUGCAGAGGAGGACGCCGUUGUACACACGCCCCCGGAUCCAUUGUGGCCAAGUGGAGUGUGCAGUGUUAUUGUACAUCAAAUCGUCAAUCUUGAACUCCAAAGUAUUAAGGGUAGCGAGGGUAAGCGUAAGGGCAGAGAAUUCGAGCCUGCUCAUGAGAGUGGAGAAAAUAAGGAAGAAGAGAACAAGAAAUUGCCUAGUAGUUACUGUACUAUCCUGUUCAACGACGAACUAGUAAGACCACUUUACACUCAUUAUACGUGUGCUUUUGCUAAAUUGACUACAGGUGUAUCGAACGCGAACCAAGGUCGUCAGCAGCAAACCCAUCUUCAGUGCUGGUACAGAACGGUUCAUGCGAGAUUGGCGCUCUGGUAUCGUGACUGUCACAGUUCGAGAUCAGCGCAUGAGACAACAUGACCCAAUUCUGGGUGUUGUUCCUUUGAAGCUUUCUGACCUUUUACAGACAAGUUCGCAGGUGACCAGAUGGUAUCCCCUUGAUGGUGGUAUCGGGUUUGGCCGCAUCAGAAUUUCUCUCCUCUUCAGAAGCGUGGAGACCCGUUUACCGCCAACACAACUAGGGUGGGAUGUAGGAACUUUCGAGUUUACCUCUGACAAAAUCCUUGCCACCGGCUACAGCCAAAACGCCAAGCUCAAGAUGAGAACGGGUGGUAGUUCUGGUAAGAUUGGACGCGUACAUUGCAAAAAGACAGACGAGGGAGAUGGUGUUCUUUGGGACGUUGCUAAGGAUGGAAACCCGCUUGUGCGUCUUCCAGUAAAGUAUCGAUAUCGAUCACCUGUUGUAUUUGAGUUCCAUACAGCUAGUAAGCGUAAUGCUGAUGCGUACGCUGUUGUCUGGCUGCACCACCUCGAGGACAACAAGGAAGAGGACAUCAACAUCCCGAUUUGGAAGACAGAUAAAGGCAUGCGGUUAACACAGAAUUAUAUCACCGAAGAAAACUUCCGCGAUAUCCCCGAUCUCAAAAUCGAAGAAAUAGGCCGUCUUCAGUUUCGCGGUCGAUUCAAAGCAGGAACCGAUGCGGAUCAUUCUAACUUUGUUUCCGACAACGAUUCUCGCGAGACUCAAGAAACAUGGGAGGCAUGCAACUCAGAAGGCGUGCGAGAGACUAUUGUCACUAAAGAGCUUCCUCCUGCUGUACAAGAACUGCAUGAUCAGUCCCUUACUCAAGGUCGUGAUGUCCUCGCUCAAGCGGAUGAAGGGGAGAAGAAGAAAUGGCUUUCGAAAGACGGAACCGAUUGGAGUGGGGCUUUUGGGAAAGAUCCAGCGGAGUAUGCACAGCGUGGUGGUUCUUACAGACAUCCCCAAGCUAACUCCUCUUCAAGCGCGACAGGAAGAGGUGAAAAGGGGCCAACUAUAAACCAAAAUAUGUCUGAAGAUGAAGAUGAAGAUGAGGAUGACUACGACUCUGAUUCUACUAGUUCGGGUAGUGAUCUUGGUGUUCAAGAUGCGUCUACUGCACCAGCGGCCGUGGCUGAUCAGGGAGAUGAUGCGAAUGGCAAGGCGGGACAUACCAAUAACCCUAUCAAACAAGCCCAGGAGUAUAACGAGAAAAAGAAGGGUCUUCAUCGUAAGCAGAGGGGCCUUAUGCAGUGGAAGCCUAUGAGGAAUCUGCAAUUCGCUAAGAAUGAGGCGAAGUUUGCGGUAAGGAGGACAUUGAAGAAGAGAAGCUUGAAUGGGAGGCAACCGGAUGUUGAGACUGAGGCUUGA